Molecule: messenger RNA, 1014 nt
Organism: Dovyalis caffra
Lineage: Eukaryota; Viridiplantae; Streptophyta; Magnoliopsida; Malpighiales; Salicaceae
Source: the annotation of a GenBank genome assembly
AUGGCGCGGCCAGUUUUCGUUGGAAACUUUGAACACGAGACAAGGCAAUCGGACUUGGAGCGCUUGUUCGGCAAGUACGGACGGGUGGAGCGAGUUGACAUGAAAUCCGGGUUUGCUUUUGUUUAUUUUGAGGAUGACCGUGAUGCUGCAGAUGCUAUACGUGGACUUGAUAAUAUACCUUUCGGAUAUGACAGGCGCAGGCUUUCAGUGGAGUGGGCUAGGGGUGAACGUGGUCGGAACCGAGAUGGGCCAAGGUCGACAGCGAACCAGAGGCCAACGAAAACCCUGUUUGUUAUUAAUUUUGAUCCAAUUUACACAAGGGUUGAGGACAUAAAAAGACACUUUGACCGUUAUGGAGAGGUGCUGCAUGUCAGAAUUCGACGGAACUUUGCAUUUGUGCAAUUUGAGACACAAGAAGAUGCUACCAAAGCUCUUGAGUGCACGCACAUGACCAAGAUAUUGGACAGGGUAGUUUCUGUUGAGUAUGCUUUGAGGGAUGAUAGUGAGCGGGGUGACAGAUAUGAUAGUCCUAGAAGAGGAAGUUAUUAUGGGAGGUCACCGAGUCCAGUUUAUCGCAGGCGACCAAGUCCUGAUUAUGGUCGAGCUCGCAGCCCUGUUUAUGAUAAGUACAGUGGUUCAAUGCAUGACAGGCACCGGAGUCCUGAUUAUGGAAAUGGUGCAAUUAUUUGUUUUUUGAAGUUCUUGGAGCUCAUUUUCUCUUCUCUUCCAGAGGAGCACACUCAUGUUGCACUGUCUGUUGUUUUCUUAUGUUUGUUAACAGUCGUUCACCAGUACGAAGGUCAAGAACAUGAGGAGUCGUGGGAAACGUUCUGCUUGGCUUUAUGUGCCAUUUACUGUGUAAUUGCAAUAGCUGUAGACCUGCUGUGUAGAAAAUUUCAUUUUGGCAUAGUAUUAGUGAUAUGGUCGAAUUUGGUUGUCAUUGGCCUCAUAGUAGACAUAGAACCUCUCGUUUGUUUUAAUCUGAUGGAAAUCAAGGUUCUAGCAGCAUCUUAA